AUGGAACUGCGCCGUGACGCGGUGGAUACGUACCUUGAAUUGUUGGAACGCCCCGUGCUGCCCGAUAUUUUGGUCUGUACCAUGGCUUGGGUCCUUGGCGAGUACGGGUAUCUGUCUGACGCUAUGGAGCUUGAGGAGAUCUGUGAGCGCCUUGUGGAGCUUGUUGAUCGCCCUUUUGAGCAGGAAGACACUACGCGUGGCUACGUACUCUCGGCUGUCACGAAGAUAACGGCUCAAAUGGGACACACCAUUGAUGUGGCUGACGCAAUGAUGAACAAGUACAAAAACAGUCGGAGCACAGACCUGCAGCAACGCUGCUUCGAGUAUCUUGCGUUUACGAAAAACUUUUCUCUAAUGAACGAGGUCUUCCCGGAAGACGCAAGCUGCGAAGACAUUGAGGUCGAUUCUAACCUUUCCUUUCUCACGAGCUUUGUCGAGAAGGCUGUUGCUCAGGGAGCACCCCUCUACGAUCCACCUGAGGACUCAGAUGAUGAGGAUGAAGGAUACGGUAAUCGCCGCAAUGGCGGUGACUCGAACCGCCUCAAUUUUGAGGCGUACAAGAAGCCUGAAAUUCCGUACCCGACCAAGCUUCCACUCGCAGACCAGCAGGGGGCGUUUGGGGUUAACAAGUGGGGUAGCAACAACGUCCCGGGUGGUGCGCCCGGGCUCGGCAGUUCUAGUGGCCCAGAUCCUACUGGGGGCUUUAGUGCUGGAAAGCGAGGAGUUGUCAAGAACGUCUGGGGCCCUAUGGGUCUGACCACGCCCGACACCCUCGCACCUGCUCCACCUGGAGCUGGCAUACCUGUGGCUACUGGACCACCCGAUCCGUACAACCAAGGGGGGCAGGGUAUCUAUGGGGGACAAGGUGGCUAUGGUACGCAGCCCGCCUUCGGCGGCCAGGGACCGUACGCGGCUCAGCCCUCCCAACAGCCACCGCAGCAAGAGUAUGCUAGCCCAAGCAACUAUGAUAAUGGCGAUCCUUCGAGUGACGAUGAAGCGAAUGGCAACGUUGAUGAGCGACAGAUGUUGGCUUCGGCUAUCUUUGGCGGUAUUCCCGGUGCACCUGCUCCAAUGCCUGGGUCUCGACGCGUCGGGUCGAAUGCACGCUCCACAAUCACGUCUAGCCGUCGGACUAGUCGUUCUUCGACGCGCCGUGCAACGAGCCGGGGCGAGCAACAGCAGCCACCUCUGGCCCAAGCUCCUAUGGAGCAAGCUCCGCCUCCGCAACAACAGCGAUCGAAGGUCGAGCUGGAUUUGCUUGAUAUUUCAUUUGGUACACCUGCAGCCACGGCAGGCCCAGUUGCGUUCCAGCAGCAGGCAAUGCCGCCACUACAGCAGCAGCACCAGCAGCAGUCAAUGCCACCGCUACAGCAGCACCAUCAGCAGCAGUCGACGAUAAAUGCAGAUCCGUUUGGGAUGGGCUCUCCGCUUCCGCCCGCGCGUGUUUCCGAAGCUGCCUCGCCAGGUACCUCUGUCGACCCCUUCGACAUGUCGGGCCUCAGCUCAAGCAUGAAUGCUACUGUUGAACUAGGGAGAAGCCCUGCGAAUAGUCUGGACAUGCUUGGCGGUAACAGCAGUAGCAGCAACACAGGCGCUUUCCUGUACAACGGCCGGCAGCUGGAGCCCUGGCAGAUCACUACGCAGGACUUUGGUAGUCGCUGGGGCACGUGCCCAUGCGAGAAGAAGACAAAGGUGAACCCAAGCGGCAUUCGCACCCUUGAGGACUUUAUGGGUCGCAUGCACUUGUUCAAGGUGCACACUGUCGAAGCCAUUCCGACAACAAACGAAGCGAUUGCAGCUUGCCGUCUGAUGAACUCAGAGCACGUCGGAUUGAUUCACGUGAAGGUCCGGAGUGGGGGCUUUGUGGACCUGACGGUUCGCACCGCUGACAUGGACUUCACGGACCAGCUCUUGGACGCCACAUCCCAGCGACUAAAAUAA
This is a messenger RNA of Peronospora matthiolae, 1941 nucleotides long. The record is from the annotation of a GenBank genome assembly. NCBI's taxonomy places the organism in Eukaryota, Oomycota, Peronosporomycetes, Peronosporales, Peronosporaceae.